Molecule: messenger RNA, 549 nt
Organism: Asterias rubens (European starfish)
Lineage: Eukaryota; Metazoa; Echinodermata; Asteroidea; Forcipulatida; Asteriidae
Exons: 4
Coding region: 3-515 (170 amino acids)
Source: RefSeq, a predicted model, not a curated record
AGAUGAGGGAACUUCGAGCUAUCCACAAGCUAACUUACGACAGCUACAAACUGAGUCGAUUUGAUCCGGACAUGAUGGUCUCAAACUACGAUGUAGACGGAAUGCCCAGCCUCAGUAACAUCUCUAACGCCGACAGAUUUUUUAUGACUGAGAAGAAUUUACUGACCUUGCACAGUGCCAAUCUGAGAGCAUUUCAACAACUUAUAUUUUUCGUCAAAAUUGACGAAAACAUGUCCGCCGCAGUCCCCGACUUUGGUCCUCAAUUUGCCGUUAUUGAGGCGCGACUCUCCCGGGUAGGAGCUGGCAUCUUGGCAGUGAUGGGCCAUCUGGACUUUAUGCAAGAUGGCGUCCCAGAAAACGCUCCAGCCAGCAUGGGACCACAGAGUAACUCUGCACUGCGCAACAUCAGGGAUCUGUUUGUGCUCCAAGAGAUGUACUCGUAUCUAGCCAUCGCUGAAUACGAUCUGAACAGGAGGAUGGCCGUGCACCAGACUCAAGCUGCUGCUGACCAAUAGGAGACAACUUCCAAUCUGACGACAUGAACUUCCA